AUGGCCCGAUUACGAUCAUCCCCCGCCGUCGCCGCCUUUGCGGCGCUUUCUUCGCUCGCCUCAUUAGCAAGUGCAACUAAGUACUCUGUCCACGUCGGCAAGGGCGGGCAGCUCAAGUUUGACCCCGAGACGCUGACAGCCCAGGUUGGCGACGAAAUCACCUAUCAGUUUUUCGCCAGAAACCAUUCGGUGACGCAGAGCUCAUUCGCUGAGCCAUGCAAGCCUCAAAGCGGAGGCUUCUUCUCUGGAUUCACCCCCAGCCCUUCUGCUGAUGUGACGGCACCGACGACAUUCACCAUCACAGUGAACGAUACGAAUCCCAUCUGGAUAUACUGCGGGCAGACAAAUGGAGAUCAUUGCCAGAACGGAAUGAUCCAUGCCAUCAAUGCACCUGCCGAAGGCAACACCUUCGACAAGUACAAGUCAAACGCCGCAAGUGCACAAAAGCCGAGCAUCUCACCACCCGACGGACUGCCAGUCGGUGGUCUGCGCAAGCUCCAUAUCGACGUAGGCUUCGACGGAAACCUCGUCUUCAACCCCAGCAACGUCACCGAACUUGUCGGUACCCUUGUCGAAUUUGGCUUCAACCAGGCGAACCACUAUGUAGUGCAAAGCUCUUUCGACGACCCGUGCCACCCUCUCAAAGACGGCUUCAGCGCCCCAUUCGUUCCCACCCAGCAGUCACCCUCUGGUGUCACCUUCGAAGUCGAAGUGACAGAUACCAAGCCCGUCUGGUUCUACUGCGCACAAACGGCUAAGACACACUGCCAGUCCGGCAUGGUCGGUAGUAUCAAUGCUCCACCGUCGGGAGACAAGACCUAUGACGCUUUCAAGCAGCUGGCGACCAAUGCUUCGCCCUCUACUAUUCAGCCGGAACAACCCAAUGUCGGAACCCUCAAGAUCAACGGCACAGCCAUCAAUUACAUCAACGGCGUCGUGCUCAAUGUCACCGCGGCACUGGGACCUAACAUGGCCGAGUACAUCCCGCCUCCAGGGUAUGAGUACUCACCAUACAUGGUCGGUAUGGCCGGAGGCGCUCAGCCUGCCAAUUACGACUGGGGUCCAUCCGUCUCGGACGAGGCUGUCGAGUUCCUACAGGCGCUGCAAUACGUCGAUAACUUCAUCCUCUCGGUCCUCUCCCAUGGUUACAGCAAGCUGAGCGAGGGCGAGUGGAAGAACGCGAACACGGUCGGCGAGUGGUUGCAAACCUCGCUGACUGCCAUCACCCUAUCCAUUGGCGUGGUUAUUGACGUUCUUUCUCUCGUCACCGACAAAGACCACUGGAUGGUCCCCGCUCUGGCUACAGCGCUCGGCGCGAAAUCCCGCAUGACUGCGGUGAUUAACAUGAUGCAAGGCCAUUUGGCAGCCACGGCGCCGCGUGAGGUCCUCAUACCUUACCAGCUGGCCUGGUCGUACAUCUCCAACAAGUACGUGCAAGCAGGUUCUUGUUCCGACGAGUUCGGCAAGUCCUACCCGGCGAUGAACAUUACCAACAAGGUGAUGCAGCCUGGUAGUGGCCGCACCGACCGGAUAACGGUUGGAAUACCUGCAGGUAGUAGCGGUAAACAUUACAUGGCUUGGGUUGGACCGUGGGGAACACUGAAAUACAGUGAUGUCACUUCUGAGGGGGCAACUACCGUGCCCGAGGAGCUGUCUGGACAUGCCUGGGCGGUUCUGACGACAGAGACAGGCUUGAAGGCGCACGAUAUCGAAAAGGCCGCAGCGACUGGACCCGAGAUGGUGUGGGUGGCCGAUCCGUGGGCUUGA
Molecule: messenger RNA, 1767 nt
Organism: Pseudomassariella vexata
Lineage: Eukaryota; Fungi; Ascomycota; Sordariomycetes; Amphisphaeriales; Pseudomassariaceae
Product: Cupredoxin
Exons: 5
Coding region: 1-1767 (588 amino acids)
Source: RefSeq, a predicted model, not a curated record